AUGGCUAGACCUGAAGAAAAACAUCGAGCCAAGCGCAUGCCAUUCAAGGAUACCAUGUCGCUCUCCACUUGUUCUGACCGUUGGCGUAGCCUAGCGGGGCAAUUCACGCCCAAAGAAGCGAUCUUGACGGCCGAUUCAAUGCAUCUGCAUCCUCGAGCGGGGUCGGCUAUCCACGUUUCGGUCAAGCUUGACGCCCGUCUUCCGUCUACAACGUUGCGGAAUGGCCACGGUGAAGAUGAUGUCACGUUGUAG
Penicillium nucicola is the source of this 252-nucleotide messenger RNA. RefSeq lists its product as uncharacterized. Bases 1 to 252 code for a protein of 83 amino acids. The record is from RefSeq and is a predicted model, not a curated record. NCBI's taxonomy places the organism in Eukaryota, Fungi, Ascomycota, Eurotiomycetes, Eurotiales, Aspergillaceae. The transcript has a single exon.